AAUUAAGUUCUCUUAUGCUGAGGAAUAUUUAGGUCAUAAAAAACAAGUUGGGACCCUUUCUGUGUAGUUCCAUCGCAUCAAACCCUGGCAAUGGCAGCUACGGCAAUACAGAGGUUCCCCCAACACAAAUACGUAGACGCAGUUCGCUGGCUUCCCCUACAAUCCGCAUUCGACCGAUUCGCAGUUUUGGCACUCUUCGACUUCGAUUCCGAUGCUUCCUCCAUCGAAAUCCACUCUCUCAACCCAAACCCCCGCUCAUUGGAACCACACUCUUCGUGGUCCUCUCCUUCCCGCGUUUCCUCCCUCAAGGCCUCGCACUUCCUCCAGAAGCCCCUCAUUGUCGCUUCCACUUCCUCCGGUUCUCUCCACUUCCUCUUCUCCGAUUCCUCCGUCGCAACGCUCGAGUCCGAGGUCUCCAUUCCCGAGGGCGCGCUGCAUUCCGUUCCCGCUUCUUGCGUUGACCUAUUGGACGGUGGCGUCGAGUGCGUGACCGUUGGGGAAGAUGGGAAGGUCAACUUGGUUGGUAUUGGGGAUUCCAAUUUGAACUACCGGAGGUUGUUUGAUAGCGCCGGCCUGGUCUCCUACACGGCGGUGAGCUGGGCGUCUCCGAUGGAGUUCGCCACCGGUGGCUACGGCUUCGGUCUUCAUUGGUGGGACCAACGGAAACCGGGAGGUCCGGUUUCUCAAUUUAAGGGUAACUGGGAUAAAAAAUUGACAUCUGGGAUUGUGCACUCUAUUGAUAUUCAUCCGUCGCGAAAGCAUACUUGCCUGGCUGGUGGUUCCUUAGGUACUGUUUUUGCCUGGGAUCUUAGGUGGCAGCAACAACCGAUUAUACUUUCAGGCGCAGGGGCUGGUGCUGGUGGCAACACUGCUGUCCAGUCAAUAUCUGAAAGUGAGGUUUGGGAGGUUCAGUAUGAUCGUUGUAUAAAACCAAAUACUUCAUCUACCCGGAUCUUACCUUCCAUGAUCUGCUCUGAGGAUGGAAUUCUCGGUGUGAUUGAGCAAGGCGAGGAACCUAUUGAGCUGCUGGCUGAACCUUGUGCCAUCAAUAGCUUUGAUAUUGAUCGACAUAAUCCAUCGGAUGUGAUAUGUAGUUUAGAAUGGGAAGCAGUAGCCAUAUUGACAAGACAAUAACAUUCGGGGUUUCUACUUUUUGGUGGCUUGAAUUUCAGAAAGUUUGUAACUGAUAGAAGGAGUGGAGCUCUUAACGGACAAUUUGUGUUUUUUAUGUAUUCCGGAAUGUUCUAUUCCUUUUCUAAAGCCAUUUGCAUGCAAAUGGAUUUUGGGAUUGUACAAUAUGUAGCAUGUGUAUAAUUGACUUUACACAUUGGAUCAAUGCUACUACCAUCCGCUUUGCCUAAAAUGUAUUGCCUGGUGGUUAAUGCUGGUGGGAUCUGUAUCCCAGAUAUCAUGGUAUCUAUCAACUAUUUGAUUCCUAUGCUGUUUUAACUUUUAACCUGAUCACGUAAAAGUUAAAACAGUUGAUAUUGCAAUACCAUAGUCAGUAUGUUGUAUAGAAGAAAAUGUCUUUAAAUUGUGCAAAAUCAGAUUUUAUUCUAUGCACUCGACCUUGAUAUUCAUUUGACAGCCCUACUAUGUCAAUUACAAUCUUUGCAAA
This is a messenger RNA of Glycine soja, 1618 nucleotides long. RefSeq names its product nuclear pore complex protein NUP43. Bases 91 to 1134 code for a protein of 347 amino acids. The transcript is spliced from 5 exons. The record is from RefSeq and is a predicted model, not a curated record. Gene Ontology annotation, cellular component: nuclear pore outer ring. NCBI's taxonomy places the organism in Eukaryota, Viridiplantae, Streptophyta, Magnoliopsida, Fabales, Fabaceae. Gene Ontology annotation, molecular function: protein binding.